AUGUCUCGCUGCAACACACCGGGAGAACCGGACAGGAAACUUGCGACCGAGGAAGGCCCCGCAAUCAUGGAGAUCUUCGAGAAGAUGCGACUCGCAAAGCACGGAGACUACGAGCCUCUGGUCCCACUAUCCGCCGAGGAGGAAGCGAAAAUUCCGGACCAUAUCUCCGUCAUUGCCAUCGCGGGGCCUGAGGAGACUCCCAAGCAGUUCUGGAAGUGCAAAGAGGACGAGGCCUGGGGCCCUCUGUCUGUAACCCAGAGUUGGCCAUUCAAGAAAUAUUUUGGCGCUACCUGGGCGCUGGCUGGUGCUCAGAACAUGGUCAAGGUUCCAGAGCCGAGGGCAACUUAG
Molecule: messenger RNA, 348 nt
Organism: Stereum hirsutum FP-91666 SS1
Lineage: Eukaryota; Fungi; Basidiomycota; Agaricomycetes; Russulales; Stereaceae
Exons: 2
Coding region: 1-348 (115 amino acids)
Source: RefSeq, a predicted model, not a curated record